UAGGAAAACACCCAGUGAAGUUGCACCACGUCACUGAAAUCGUUAUGAUUCCUAGGAACCAGGUGCAAAAACCACACUGAAUCAUCACUAGUGCAAAUAAAAAUCAUUAGCAGAUGAAAUGAAUGGGAAAAAACAAUCUACUGAUUUGGUUUGAAAUUUAGAGAGCAGUAAAAAAUGGACGCAGUGAUGCAGAUUUGACAUUAACAGCAGUCAAAAUUGAAAGGCGGUGGGGUGGUGCAGGAACCCUAUUCCCAAUCCCUGAAAUAAAUGUCACAUUCACCAGAUAGAACCUCAAGUCCAAAACCUAAACCGAACCCUAAUCCCAGUCCAAGGCAACCUACAUCUUCAAAACGGAGGAAAACUCUAAGCUUACCAGACGCAUGGUUUAAUGACCAAUCGCUGAAGCAUGCGACUUUGAAGAUGCAUCUCAGAUCUCUCUCUGCUGCCCCAUCAGCAUCCCCUCCCUCUGACACUGACUUUUCAUUAUUAACAGGAUUUCAAUAUCUAACACUGGACCCUCCUGGGCCCGAUUACACCUCCCUCCUCUCCGAUGAGCUCCUCCUCCAAAUUUUCUCCAGGCUUCCAAUCUCUCAUCAUGUCUCAAAUUCUCUCGUCUGCAAGCGCUGGUUUUAUCUUCAUGGUCGCUUGGUACAAUCCCUCAAGCUCAUCGACUGGUCCUUUCUUAAUUCGGGUCGGAUAUUUCACCGCUUCCCUAAUCUCACCGAGAUUGACAUCGUUAACGCUUGUAUUAGAACGCCUCCAAACUCCGGUAUUUUGUUGAGUCACAGGAAUUUGUCAAUUCAUAUUGGUACCGAACUCACGGGGACGGAGUUUAUCGAACAGAUUGAUCUGUUACCAUCGGAUUUGGUUGAUAAAGGGCUUGAAAUGAUUGCCAAACGGUACCCUAAUUUGAGGAGAAUUUUUGCAGUUGGCGCAAGCGAAACUGGGCUUUUGAGUAUUUCAAAUGAGUGCGAGACAUUGCAAGAAUUGGAGUUGCAUUGUUGUGGAGAUUUAUCGUUGAAAGGCAUUUCGAGUUGUAGGAAUUUGCAAGUAGUGAAAUUGAUUGGUUGUAUUGAUGGGUUCUAUAAUUCGGUGGUGUCUGAUAUUGGAUUAACGAUAUUAGCGCAAGGAUGUAGGCGGUUAGUGAAGCUUGAACUGUGUGGAUGUGAAGGAAGCUAUGAUGGGAUUAAAGCAAUUGGACAGUGUUGUCAAAUGCUUGAGGAGUUGACUUUCUUUGAUCAUAGGAUGGAUGGUGGGUGGUUGGCUGCACUGUCAUUUUGCGGCAAUUUGAAGACUUUGAGGCUGCAGUCCUGCAAGAGCAUUGAUUCAGAUCCAGGUCCGGAUGAGCAUUUGGGAUCCUGUCCUACUCUUGAAGAGCUGCAUUUGCAACAGUGUCAGAUGCGGGAUAAGCCAGGCGUGAAGGCUUUAUUUUUAGUUUGUGAGGCAGUCCGGGACAUUGUUUUGCAGAACUGUUGGGGAUUGGAGGAUGACGUAUUUGGUUUUGCAAGCCUUUGUAGGAGGGUGAAGCUUGUAUCACUAGAAGGAUGUUCAUUGCUGACAACAGGAGGUUUGGAGGCAGUUAUUGUUAAUUGGAAGGAGCUUCAAAGAUUAAGAGUAAAUUCAAGCAACAAGAUCAAGGACAGUGAAGUGAGUCCUGCCCUGGCAUCUCUGUUCUCUGUUCUCAAAGAACUGAAAUGGCGACCAGACUCCAGAUCUCUCCUUUCCUCAAGUCUUGCUGGGACUGGAGUGGGCAAUAAAGGUGGUAGAUUUUUCAAGGGAUUGAAGGGUUGAAUCUGGGCUUCAAUUUGGUGAACGUUUUUGUGAUUUACAUGGUAGCUGCAAAAUGUUUUGGUGGUAUACUACUCUUUAGAUAUCCUCUAUCAUCAUCUUAUCUAAUUUAGAUGAUCAGCCAUCAGUAGCAGAGGAGGAUUUGCUUUAGCUUUUCACUAAGAGCUUGCCAAUGGGGGCUAUCGUAUGAAGCAUAUCAUUACUCAAUCACCCCUUUUAGUUUAUGUGGGUGAUUUGUAAGUUGAGCUAAAUAAGCUGUGUUACUGUAUUUUAAAGCUAGGGCUGUUUUUUUUUCCCUAACCUUGAACUAGGUCAGAUAUUCUAAUUCUGUUAUCUAAUAGUCAUCUGACUUUUUAGGAAUAGCAUAAGUGUAAAUCUCCACUUAUUUCCAAUUACAGUCAGUUAAAUUUGCAUAUUCAUUAUGCUUUCAUGCA
This is a messenger RNA of Hevea brasiliensis (rubber tree), 2222 nucleotides long. Its product is annotated as F-box protein At5g51370. The transcript has 2 exons. Gene Ontology annotation, molecular function: protein binding. Lineage: Eukaryota; Viridiplantae; Streptophyta; Magnoliopsida; Malpighiales; Euphorbiaceae. Gene Ontology annotation, cellular component: SCF ubiquitin ligase complex. Bases 268 to 1791 code for a protein of 507 amino acids. The record is from RefSeq and is a predicted model, not a curated record. Gene Ontology annotation, biological process: SCF-dependent proteasomal ubiquitin-dependent protein catabolic process.